Scophthalmus maximus (turbot) is the source of this 1570-nucleotide messenger RNA. It is a transcript of the gene rfc3, whose product is annotated as replication factor C (activator 1) 3. Gene Ontology annotation, cellular component: DNA replication factor C complex; nucleus. The record is from RefSeq and is a predicted model, not a curated record. Gene Ontology annotation, biological process: DNA repair; DNA-templated DNA replication. Bases 181 to 1251 code for a protein of 356 amino acids. Gene Ontology annotation, molecular function: DNA clamp loader activity; ATP hydrolysis activity; DNA binding. NCBI's taxonomy places the organism in Eukaryota, Metazoa, Chordata, Actinopteri, Pleuronectiformes, Scophthalmidae. The transcript has 9 exons.
AGAAGUACGUUCACUAUUCGCCUGCCACUCAUUUUUGACCCCGUCGAGUCUCCGUAGCUCGGGAGCCAACGGCGGCGCAGUUUGAGUGCGUGAACGAUAUUUCGCGGGAGAGUUGCUGAAGAAGAAGAAGAGGAGGCAGCGGCGGUUAUCUGCUGUCAACACGGAUCGACACGGAGCACGAUGAGUCUGUGGGUGGACAAGUACCGGCCGACCUCGCUCGGGAAACUCGACUUCCACAAAGAACAAGCGACUCAGCUGAGAAACCUGGUUCAAUGUGGCGACUUCCCACACCUGUUGGUGUACGGGCCGUCGGGCGCGGGGAAGAAGACCCGCAUCAUGUGUCUGCUGCGGGAGCUGUACGGCGCUGGCGUGGAGAAGCUUCGCAUAGAGCACCAGACCAUUGUGGCUCCUUCAAAGAAGAAGAUUGAGAUCAACACAAUAGCCAGCAACUAUCACUUGGAAGUCAAUGCGAGCGAUGCAGGAAACCAGGACCGUGUGGUGAUUCAAGAGCUGAUUAAAACUGUGGCUCAGUCCCAACAGAUCCAGACGAGCACCCAGAGAGAAUUCAAAGUGGUGUUGUUAACAGAGGUGGACAGACUCACGAAGGACGCCCAGCAUGCAUUGCGCCGGACUAUGGAGAAGUACAUGUCCACCUGCCGUCUCAUCCUCUGCUCCACCUCCACCUCCAGAGUCAUCGGGCCAAUUCGGAGCCGAUGUCUGGCCAUUAGAAUUCCUCUGCCGAGCACGGAAGAGGUCUGUAGUGUUUUGACAUCGGUCUGUAAAAAGGAGGGUUUGCUCCUCCCACCCGAGCUCGCCAAGAACAUCAGCGAGAAGUCGGGUCGCAACCUCCGCAAAGCUCUCCUGAUGUGCGAGGCCUGCAGAGUGCAGCAGUACCCGUUCUCGGUGGACCAGGACGUCCCGGAGACAGACUGGCAGGUUUACCUCAGAGAAACGGCUAAUGCCAUUGUCAGCCAGCAGAGCCCUCAGAGGUUGUUGGAGGUCCGAGCCAGACUGUACGAGCUGCUCACUCACUGCAUUCCUGCUGACAUCGUCAUGAAGGGUCUGGUGACGGAGUUACUGAGUAACUGCGAUGGUCAACUGAAGACGGAGGUGGCCCACAUGGCAGCGUACUACGAGCACAGGCUGCAGCUGGGCAACAAAGCCAUCUACCACCUCGAGGCCUUCACCGCCAAGUUCAUGGCCAUCUACAAGAAGUUCAUGGAAGACGGCCUGGACGCCAUGAUGUUUUGACUCUGAACGGACUGAUACUUUUCUCGUCAGGAGAACAACAAAACUCAUUUACUCUUUCCUUUUUUGCCCAAACAAGACUCUGUGGAAAGAUCUACAUGUGUUCUGUCGUACAGUUUGUGGCUUUAAUGCCCCAAAACCUCAGCACUGGUUAGUUAAUAAGCCAUUUAUCUAGUGGUGACAAAUACAUUAUCCAAACAGAAGCUUUGAUUGUGUCUUUAGCAGGCAAUGAUUCAUAUAAAGAUAGACUGCAAGGACAAGAGAUGUUUGUUUGAAAAAUCUACAUCAGAAGAUUUUCAAUAAAUUGCUUUGUUUACUACAA